Phanerochaete carnosa HHB-10118-sp is the source of this 1788-nucleotide messenger RNA. RefSeq lists its product as uncharacterized. The record is from RefSeq and is a predicted model, not a curated record. NCBI's taxonomy places the organism in Eukaryota, Fungi, Basidiomycota, Agaricomycetes, Polyporales, Phanerochaetaceae. Bases 1 to 1788 code for a protein of 595 amino acids. The transcript is spliced from 7 exons.
AUGGAACAAUACCUGCGUAAAAGUUUGAAGUCCACUCUUGCUUCUUGGUAUCAGAAUACUCAGCAGAGCCAGCCCAAUCAUAAUCUAGCCUAUACACCCCCCACCCGAGGCAAGGACCGACAAUGCAGUGAUAUUCACUCUCAUCUGUCCUCUCCACUCCGUGGUCCCGGAUACAACGUCAACAAGAUAUUUGCGAGUUCCCAACUGAGAAAACCCCAUUGCCGCAGGACCACAGUUGGCAUGCCGCUGUACACACGGGUACCAGAUGGUCUCAGACAACGAGCCGCAUGGGCAUCUGUUUGUUGCAGGGUGACAGACUCGACCGCACCUGCAGCUGAACGUAGAGACUAUCACAGAGGCCUACUCGCGCGUAUGGCAUUCUGGCCCAGCUCUAUCAUUACUUGCCGCCGUCAUCCAAGAUCAAGUGACGGCAGUGGCGGAUGUCCUUCCAAGCAUUCGACACUUGCAGAGCUUCAAUUUACGAGGCAUGGGUGUAUAAGGACUAGUGGCGGUGGAGUCAACAACGAACCUCAGUCUUGUCCCUCCUCCUGCGCCGCUGAGCAAGUUCAACUGCAACUGUCAUCUUCAAACCCUCCUUCAGGCCUACCGCACACUAGCAUGGCUUCCUUUCAUAGGGAUUCGCCUUCCGAGUCGUCGCUGGCAUCGCCGACUGACUCCAAAUACAGAAUUUCCAGAUCUUCUCGCCCUUCUCUGCGUAGUUCGAGCACUUUGAGUCAGGCUAAGCACCAGAACUAUCACAUUCCACGCCCUGCGGAGUUCCUCUUCCCUGUAGACUACCAAGUCCCCCAGCCUCAGCCUCGAAUUGUCGGCUCGCGUGUUCAUAUCCUCCGUCCCAUCAACACCUUCCUACUUUUCCGCUCGUUCCUGUCUCACAACAAACUGCGCCGCUUCGAUCAGCGGAAUGAGCAGCGGGCUACGAGCAUUACUGCCGGUUACACCUGGUCGAGCCUGCCCAAUUACGUGCGGCAGCAAUGGACUCUGAAGGCGAAGGAGGCGGCCGAUCUGCAUCAGAUGCUUUUCCCCAACUACAGGCUCCAGCUCUCAUCCCGUAUAUCUGCGGGGAACUCGGCUGCAGAGCUGGCUACUGUAGAUCAGACAAUGAACACUCUAGGCAUUACAGAUGUCUCCCCCAACGAUAGCUCGGACAGUCUGACUAUUCCUGACCUCACCCAGCCGCAUCACGCCGGCAAUAUUUCCAUGGAGUCGACCACAUCACUGUGGACGUUGACGCCUUCCCUCCCUACAUUGUUGGAUUCUGCAUCCUUCCUCUCCGUGCCGCCAGUGGUAGGACUGCAGUAUGAGCUGUUCUUUCAUCAGCUUAUUACUCAGCUGGAGUCUGACAACAUACAGCUGAAACAACGCCUCACUCAAAUCCAGGACUCCUCUACUGCAGGACAAACCUCAGCCUCGCACGCGCCCCAACAGCUGCUCACUGCUGGUGUUGAGAUAGCAAACAACAGGAUGUUUAGUGACGCAACUCUCGACAGCAGCCUCUCUCUAGCAGGCUGCGGACCUAAUCAGUUUGAUGAUCUCCUCGGAGUGCAUGGGUUCCAUUGGCCAGGCUCUGCGUCCACUACCCAGGUCAAUUCUUCGUCCAGAGUCGAUCAUACCCUUGGCAUACCUGAGAACCAAGACAGUGAACUGCUGCUCGAGUUGCUUGGCGAAGAUCUGCACACCUUCAACGACUCAGCAGGGUCACCUUUCAGUACUUGGUCAGAGGGCGUUGAGUCCCCUGUCAUUUACUCUGACAGGGUAGAAGGUUUUUGA